Musa acuminata AAA Group (dessert banana) is the source of this 4388-nucleotide messenger RNA. Its product is annotated as putative disease resistance protein RGA3. Gene Ontology annotation, molecular function: ADP binding; protein binding. Gene Ontology annotation, biological process: defense response to other organism. Lineage: Eukaryota; Viridiplantae; Streptophyta; Magnoliopsida; Zingiberales; Musaceae. The coding region runs from base 917 to 4120 and encodes 1067 amino acids. The transcript has 2 exons. The record is from RefSeq and is a predicted model, not a curated record.
CUGAUAAAGUGAUAGUGAUCUUAUAGCUAACAUAUUAUCUGUUAGUGAUCUUGUUUGUAUUUAUCAUAUUAUCUGACUUAACCUGGUUUGUAUUAUAAACCUUCAUGUUUAGACAAUAUCUUUUACUUAAAAAUUCUUAUAUGAUUGAAUGUCACAUCAUGUGGAACCACUUUUUUUUAAUUGUAAGUGAGAAAUUAUUUUUCAUCAACUACAAGUAAGUGUGAAGAAAUUAUAAUAUCAUCGAGACUAAAAUAUAAUUAUGUUUUCACUUAUUUCUUUGUCCAUCUCCUACUAGUUUUGUCUAUUGGCAUUAGAACCUCCUUUAUCUUUAAUGUCAGACGCCUUUAGUUGGUAUGGAAGGCUAUUUUAUCCCACAUCACGUUGUGGAAUCGGUCAAUUAUUGUGCAAUGGAAGAUGACACCAACUUUGUUUUUUAUUUUUUUGCAAUAAUGCUGUGAAAGACGACAGAGGCUGCGUCCGAUCGAAUGAUAUGAACAACAGUAAAAUCAAAGGUGGAUUUGAAUAUAAAACGCACUCCUACUUUAUAUUGUUCGUCCAGCUACUAAUAGUAGUUUCUGCAUGUUUGCCAUUGCUAGGGUUCUUAGUCAACGUUGCGUCCCAACAUCAGAUUUGGUUGGGCAUUUAUGAGCACAAGUUAUGCACUUUUUAUAAUACUGACUUCGAAUUCAUUAAAUAUGUAUUGUUUCGUUGUUCAUUAAUCUUUUUUAAUUCUUGGUAACAUGGCCUUUGGAUUAGUAAGGAUUUACUUUUUGUUUGAUUUUGAGACUUUUUGACGAAGGUUUUUUUAUUGCUAUAGUUUGAAGAGUUGCAGCUAUAACUUGCACCUCACUCACCCUUGCCUUGGCUGCCACCAAUACUUGGUGACAGCUACCAUACUCCCACUCCGUGACCAAAGAUGGCCGAUUCCUUCGUCUCCGGGCUGGUCGGUACGUUGAAGGACAUGGCUAAAGAGAAGGUGGACUUGUUGUUGGGAGUCCCCGGAGAGAUCCAAAAGCUCCAAAGCACUCUCCGCAACAUCCAGUCUGUCCUUCUUGACGCCGAGAAGCGGCGGAUCGAGGACAAGGCCGUCAACGACUGGCUGAUGGAGCUGAAGGAUGUCAUGUACGACGCCGACGACGUCCUCGACGAGUGGCGGACCUCGGCCGAGAAGUGCGCCCCGGGAGAGUCCCCUUCGAAGCGGUUCAAAGGAAACAUAUUUUCCAUCUUUGCUGGCUUAAGCGACGAGGUCAAGUUCAGACAUGAGGUGGGCAUCAAAAACAAGGAUCUCAACGAUCGGCUGGAAGAGAUCUCGGCCCGAAGGUUCAAGCUGCAACUCCAUGUGUCUGCGGCCGAACCAAGGGUGGUUCCUCGAGUUAGUCGCAUAACUUCCCCCGUGAUGGAGUCUGACAUGGUUGGCGAGCAAUUGGAGGAGGACGCCAAGGCACUGGUGGAGCAGCUGACAAAGCAAGAUCCGAGUAAGAACGUGGUGGUGCUGGCAAUUGUGGGGAUCGGCGGCAUCGGAAAGACCACCCUCGCUCAGAAGGUGUUCAAUGAUGGCAAAGUCAAAGCCAACUUCGGCACCACCAUCUGGGUGUGCGUGUCCCAAGAGUUCAGCGAGACGGAUCUUCUCAGAAAUAUCGUUAAAGGUGCUGGUGGAAGCCAUGGUGGAGAACAGAGCAGGAGUCUGCUGGAGCCCUUGGUGGAGGGUCUCCUGAGAGGGAACAAGUUCUUGCUGGUGUUGGAUGAUGUUUGGGAUGCUCAGAUCUGGGACGACUUGCUCCGCAAUCCUUUGCAGGGAGGCGCAGCAGGGAGCAGGGUGCUGGUGACCACCAGAAACGCAGGGAUCGCGAGGCAAAUGAAGGCGGCCUACGUCCACGAGAUGAAGCUGCUGCCUCCGGAGGAUGGCUGGUCCCUCCUGUGCAAGAAGGCGACGAUGAAUGCAGAGGAGGAAAGGGAUGCCCAAGAUCUCAAGGACACAGGCAUGAAGAUUGUUGAGAAAUGCGGAGGGCUUCCCCUGGCCAUCAAGACCAUCGGAGGGGUCCUCUGCACAAGAGGACUCAACAGAAAUGCGUGGGAGGAAGUUCUCCGCAGCGCCGCAUGGUCACGGACCGGGCUUCCCGAAGGUGUGCACGGAGCACUGUACCUGAGCUACCAAGACUUGCCGUCCCAUCUCAAGCAAUGCUUUCUCUACUGUGCCUUGUUCAAAGAAGACUAUGUGUUUGGCAAGUCUGACAUCAUCAGAUUAUGGAUAGCCGAGGGGUUUGUCGAAGCACGAGAAGAUGCCAGCUUGGAGGAAACAGGGGAGCAAUAUUACAUAGAGCUGCAUCAUAGGUGCCUUCUACAAUCGCUGCAACCUUUGAGUCUGGACUACCAUAAUUAUUCCAAGAUGCAUGAUUUGCUGCGAUCGCUCAGCCAUUUCCUAUCGAGAGAUGAGAGCUUGUGCAUUAGUGACGUGCAAAACGAGUGGAGAAGUGCUGCCGCCACGAUGAAGCUGCGUCGGUUGUCGGUCGUGGCCACUGAAACCAUGGACAUCCGGGAUAUCGUCAGUUGGACCAGGCAAAAUGAGUCGGUGAGGACAUUGUUAUUGGAGGGAAUACAUGGCUCUGUGAAGGAUAUAGAUGAUUCCUUGAAGAACCUCGUCCGACUUCGAGUCUUGCACCUUACUUACACAAAUAUCGAUAUUCUACCGCACUACAUCGGAAAUUUGAUACACCUGAGAUACUUGAAUGUGUCUCAUAGCCGUGUAACGGAGCUUCCAGAAAGCAUAUGCAAUCUUACGAAUUUACAGUUUUUGCUCCUCAGAGGAUGUGAUCAGUUGAGACAUAUCCCCCGGGGUAUGGCUAGGCUAUUCAAUCUAAGGACACUCGAUUGUACAUAUACACAUCUGGAGAGCUUACCAUGUGGAAUAGGAAGGUUGAAGCACCUCAAUAAACUCGGAGGAUUCGUCGUGAACACCGGUAAUGAUGGUAUGUGCCCAUUGGCAGCAUUAUGCGGCCUCCAGGAACUCAGAUACCUGUCCGUUGGCAGGUUGGAGAGGGCGUGGCUGGAAGCUAAACCGGAAAGGGUUACGAGCAUAUUAAAAUGUAACCAUAAACUGAAGAAUCUACAUUUACAUUGCUCAUCCACACUGACAUCCGAUGGUCACACGGAGGAAGAGAUUGAAAGAAUGGAGAAGGUGUUGGAUGUGGCACUUCAUCCACCAUCAUCUGUUGUUUGGCUCAGGUUACAGAAUUUCGGCCUCCGGUACCCCAGCUGGAUGGCGUCUGCAAGCAUCAGUUCGCUUCUUCCGAACAUAAGCCGCUUGGAACUAAAUUAUUGUGUUCAUUGGCCACUGCUUCCACCGCUAGGGAAGCUCCCCAGUUUGGAGUUUCUUUUCAUACGAGGUGCACGUGCAGUGACCACCAUCGGACCGGAAUUUUUUGGGUGUGAAGCUGCUGCUGCUGGUCAUGAACGGGAACGGAAUUCAAAGCGCCCUUCUUCUUCUUCUACUUCUCCUCCUUCGUUGUUUCCGAAACUAAGGCAGCUGGAACUCUUGGAAAUGACUAACAUGGAAGUGUGGAAUUGGGUAGCGGAAGGUUUUGCUAUGCGUCGCCUCGACAAAUUGGUCCUCGGAAAUUGCCCCAAGUUGAAGUCUCUACCGGAAGGCCUGAUCCGACAGGCAACCUGCUUAACCACAUUGUUUCUGGCCGAUGUGUGUGCUCUCAAGUCUAUCAGAGGUUUCCCUUGUGUAAAAGAAAUGAGUAUAAUUGGUGAAUCAGAUCUGGAGAUUGUUGCUGAUCUCCCUGCACUGGAAGUCUUGAAUCUGGGACUGUUUGGGCGUGGCAACAAUCAUUUACCAGAGUGGUUGGCGCAACAAUCAUUCACUACGCUCCAGAGACUGGACGUGCGGGGAACCACCCAAAUACUCCGCAGAUGCCUCCAAAAUGGCGCAGACUGGCCCAUGAUCGAACGCUUUCCAAUUUUUUCCAUCAGAGAUUUCCGAGGCAAUUACAUAAGCUACAUCAAACAUUCCUGCACCUUCGACACAAACCUAGUCGAUGAUGAUGCUGCUUUUGCUGCUGUUGCUGCUGCUGCUGAAGAAGAAGAAGAAGAAGAAGAAGAAGACGUCAAUGAGCUUUGAGGGAGAUCGACAUCAUUCACGAUGUCAUUUGGCAGUCAUGUCUAAUAUGAUCAUUGCAAAUGGAGCUGACCAUUGUCUGUCUGUUUCCUCGACUUCCCUCACCUUCUUAUACCUGUAGCUCUUUUUUUUAUGGUGAUUAAUUCAAUGCUGUGUGUGUUGGCAGUGAAAUGUCUUGAUCAGAGUAUUUGUAGCAUGUCAUUGAUUUUGGAUUCCUCAACAUAUUACCACAAAGACAAACGUAUAGAUCAUCUUUUCUUCUCUGCGUAAA